Molecule: messenger RNA, 987 nt
Organism: Paramecium octaurelia
Lineage: Eukaryota; Ciliophora; Oligohymenophorea; Peniculida; Parameciidae
Source: the annotation of a GenBank genome assembly
AUGUAAUCAAAUACACCUGAAAUUCUGAUGAGGAAUUUUGAUUUUUAUAACAAUGCAACUUGGCAACAAGUCAAACCCAAAAUUAAAGCCAUUAUUGAGUAAUUUUAAUAAUAAUCAAAGCCAUAAAUUGAAGAUCUUAAAUCAUUCUAUCAAGAUCUUGAGUAUGAUCACUCUUUUAUUUAAUGGAUGUUUCCUAACUUUUAUGCAAGUAAAUUCAACCCAAACUCUUAUAAACUAACACUAGAAGAAAGAAAUAGAAUGAUUAAAUCAGAAACAAUCCUAAAGAGAUUUCAUAAAAACUACAUAUUAAUUUUACGAUUCUUUGGAAUCUUAUCAAAAUCUAAGUAAGAUAAUGAAAGUAAUUAAUAUUCCCAACCACAAACACAGGCUAUUUAAAAAUAAUAAAACCCAAAAGAUUUAACUAUAAGCGUAAAAGAAUCGCAAAAUAGUAACCAAAAAUAAAGUGAAAACUCUAUGAUCAAGUAAACUAAAAUUGAUUAAUUCAUAAAAUCUAAUUAGUAAAUUACUAAGGAUGAAUAAUAAUAAUAAAGUUCAGAGUAGUAGAAGACAGUAUGCAUUUAGAAUGAUAUUCAAACUUAGAAUAAUAAUCUACUUUAGAAAAUUGAACAAAUUCAGAAUACUUAAUAAUAAGAAUUAGCAUUAGUUGACAAAAAUUAAUUUGAAUUGUGUUGUUUAAGAAAUACUCAUAAUUUAUUGAGAUUGAAGAGAAUUCUGUCAUCCUUGAGUGUGUUGAAACAUAGAAAGGAAGCAAUUCAACUUUGUUAGUUUUUGAAAAAAGAGUUGACUAAUUUGGGAAGAGAGAAAGUCUAUCAGGAGUAUUUUAGUGGGUUCGAUAGAUAUAAUGAGGAAUUAACUACAAAGGAGUUCAAAAAGAAGAAAGGAGAGGAUCGAUUUUUCAAUGCUUACAAGUUGCUUUAUGUGGACGAAGAUUUGGUUGAGAAAGUGGACAUUUCAAUAAUUUAAUGA